AUGUCAUCAAGACGAGGAAGGAGAAAAAACUGUAAUACUACUACAGAUAGUGAAUCUGCCAUAUCCCUUAGAGAAUUACUCAAAACUAAUAAAACUUCUCAUGAGAAAACAACUAUAGUUGAAUUAAGUAAAACUGAUGAAGUACAAAACAGAAAAAAAAGAAGGAAUGAUUUGAAAGAAAAUAAAAAACAAAAAAAUUCUCGAGUUUCCAUAUCGCAAGACAUAUCAUUAUCAAAAGAACAUAUUGAACAUCAAGCUACUUCUCAAGAUUUUCCGGUUGUAACUAUUGUAUCUGAUAGUAAUGAUUUGAACGAUUCUAUGAUUAAUAAUACUAAUAAAAGCGAAAAUCAAAGAGAAUCGAUAAACAGUGAAUCUGAUACACCUGAUUUAUCAACAUCUCAUCUAACCGAAAGGAUAAAUGCACAGCUUAAGCGUAAAAAAUUGCAUGAACUUAGUAAUUUACCAUCUAAAUGUGUUAAACUUGAUGCAAAUACUCAUUCUAUUCUUGAAAAAAUCCUCGAAGAGCAGCUGAAGCAACGUAUGACAAUUGAAACUUUGCAGGAAAAAUAUGCAGAGUUAAAAAGUGAUAUUUAUGAAAAUCAUAAACUCCUACAAAACGUGCUUGCAGUUUUAACAAAAGAACCAUCAUUAACUACUAAUAAUCAAGCACAUCAACUGGAGGGAAAAGUAAAGCAACGUUUGAAAAGAAAGGAUACAAAACAUUUGUGGUGGGAUGUUCCAAUGACAGAAGCUUGUCAUCAAUUGUUUCAAGAAAAUAAAAAUCCGUCAGAUGCAGAUAUUGAACGUGUUUUCAAAUCAAAAAUUCAAACUGAUUAUCCCAAAAAAUUACAAGAAAUUGUAGAUUCAAGUGGAUGGGAUAAUUUCUGGAAUGCUGGAUAUUCAAUUACAUUGGAAUAUUUUCGUAAUUAUAGGAGCUCUUACGUACGCAAGAUAAAAGAUGCAGUUUACGCUACUUUCAACUUAAUUUCUCACAAACUUAACAAGUUUGCCAGUCCCACGGAAGUCAGAUCUUGGAAAGAAUCGGAACAAGUUAAACAAGCAAGAUCUAAUUUGUGGAAUAAAAUAGAUAAUGAACCAAAUUCUCCUUCACUUAUUGAAGAUAUUUUGCGAAAAGUGUUUAUGAAAGAAGAGUUGCAAAAUGAAAAUAACAUUAAAUUCGGUAUUACAGUUGCAUGGAUGUUAUUAGAUCCAUCAUAUGAUCAGGUUGAAAUAUCAUCAUCAAAAGUACAAGAACGGAUGGAUAAAUGGGAUACUGAUUCUAUUAUACAAAAAUGGCUUAAUAAAAAAAAUAACAAUAAUGAAAUUAAUAGUGAAUAUAAUAGUGAAUUAGACGAAAAUGAAAUUUUGCAAGAAGCUGAAUAA
Molecule: messenger RNA, 1383 nt
Organism: Rhizophagus irregularis DAOM 181602=DAOM 197198
Lineage: Eukaryota; Fungi; Glomeromycota; Glomeromycetes; Glomerales; Glomeraceae
Source: RefSeq, a predicted model, not a curated record